Molecule: messenger RNA, 2609 nt
Organism: Spathaspora passalidarum NRRL Y-27907
Lineage: Eukaryota; Fungi; Ascomycota; Pichiomycetes; Serinales; Debaryomycetaceae
Gene: ASH1
Product: DNA-binding transcription repressor
Exons: 2
Coding region: 787-2319 (510 amino acids)
Biological process (GO): regulation of DNA-templated transcription
Molecular function (GO): sequence-specific DNA binding; zinc ion binding
Source: RefSeq, a predicted model, not a curated record
AUAACAAAUUUCACAAUCGCUUUAAUCGCUACCAUUAGCCCACCCCCUUUUCCCACCACCACACACACACACAACUUAUCAUUCGCUGUUGGACCCAUAACUUGUCCUUAAAACUGUGUCCUCCUCCCCCACUCACCCUCACUACAUUUUCCUUAUCCUUGAUUUUUCUUAGAAUAGAAAAAAUUAUUGCAUAUACCAUUCGCACUGGGGUUUUUAGUUCCUACAAAUACUACAUCCGCCCCAAAAAUAUAACCGUGGUUCAUAAUCUUACUACAUACUUUAGCAUUUUUCCUUUUUUUCCCACUAUAACAUUAGUGCAUAUUCUAAUUCCAGACCACUUUUGCUCCCAACCGGUUACUAUUAGAUAUCAUUUUAGCAGUUUGUUGCACUGAUCCAAUUUAAUUAAUCCUAAUUUCCCCAAUUUCAGCAUCAGUUGUUUUUCUGGCAAGGAAAAAAGACUAGGAUUUAUAAAGUUAAUUUUUUGCUCCGAUUUUUUCUUUCGAUUUGGCUUUUUUGAGUUUUUUCCGAAUUACUUGUUUUGUUCCACAUUUUUUUGUUGUUCCAGGUAACCAAGUGGCAACCUAAAUACGCUUUAAUUACAUUUCCAAAAAUAGGUAAAACUAAACUGUUUUAAGUUGCAAAAUCAACAGGGGUUUAUUAAUUGUUCCUAAUACGAGUUCUUUUUUGUGUUAUUAUUACUAAAAUUAUCCGAAUUCAAAAUCAAACUUCAAAUUUUUGUCAAGUUCAGAUCAAAAAUUUAUCACCCAGGAAAUUUAUCAUCCUAUUAUGAGUUUAGUGCAGACAGCCAUGUUUAAGGACCAAUUGAAACAAUUGGGCCACCAUAGUGAUAAUAAUCUUAUUAAGUCUCGCAGCCACAACGAAUUGAUUCAACUUAAUGGAUCUAUAUCUGCCAAUUUGAACACUACUACUACCACUAGAUUUAACAACAAAAGAAGAUCUUUAAGUGAUGAUGUAAUAGAUAGUACCCACAAGAAAAAGAGAUCGAGAACUGCCCCACCUUCUCCACCACCAUCAAAUGAUUCAUCAUUUUCUUCUUCUACUCAAUUAACUUCCGAAUCACCUUCUGCUGAUGAAAAAUCAUCUACAAAUUUGAAAAGCUUACGAUCCAGAUCCCUUUCCCCAGUCAAAAGAUUCUUCAACCCUUUAUCACCUUCUAAUUCUCCCAGAUCCUCUCCAAUAAUUACUCCAAAGGAAACACCAGAAAUACAAAAGGAAGAAGAUACAAACGAGAAACAGCAACAAGAACAACCACAAGUGGUUCCACCAUCUACUGAAAAAAUCACAUUGCCAAGUAUAUCAGCUGUUUUAGGUACUGCAGAAAAAUUCAAGCAAACAAUGAAAUUAAAACCAAUUACUCCAACUGUUUCCUUGGACUAUUUUGACACUUAUAAACCAAAUGAUGAAAACUGGAGAUAUGAAUUAUUAGAUAAGAUCACUAAAGAAUCAAAACUUUUCAAUUUAAAUCAAUACAAUUACCUCAACAAGCAUGCUACUGAAUCGCUUCCCAAUAUAACCCGAUCCUCGGCUAUUUCACCAGGAAAACCAAAUUUUGAUUCAAGAAUAAGCUCAAAAAUAACCACAACCAUGCUACCAAAACUUCACUCUGACGGUGAGCGUAAAAUCAACUUCCCUUAUGAAUCAAAUUAUACUUAUUUAAAUAAAACUUAUUUAAAUGACGUUAAAAAGUAUCCUGAAUAUUUGGAAUUGGCCCAAUCAUUAAUGAGCUUAUCACAACCAGAACAAUACAGUUCUCUCAACAGUUCCAGUUUUUCCUCUGCAUCUCACCAAAAUUACUCCAAUUCAUCUUAUGUUGUAUCUUCACCUAUAAACAACUACAACAACGGUUAUUCAAACAAUCUUCCUUCGCUUAUGUCCAUAUCUCAGAAAUCUCCAGUUACACCUCAACAACAACAACUCAAUCACAAAUUAAUUCCAUUCUCACCACCAUCCUCAGGAGGACAAACAAAAGUUGCUUCUCGUUCAGAUUUGAUCAAAUCCCCACCAAGACAACAUAGUCACCAUCAUCAUCAUAACACCCCAAGAGUGUGUAUCUCUUGUGGCUCAGACCAAUCACCAUGUUGGAGACCUUCAUGGUCAAUCAAAGAAGGACAACUCUGUAACUCAUGUGGAUUAAGAUACAAGAAAACAAGUGCUAGAUGUCUUAAUGAAUCUUGUAGAAAAAUCCCUGCCAAAGGUGAAUGGUCCUUAAUGCAAAGCAAAGGUAAGAUCGCAUUCGGUGAUGGUAUUGAAGGGUAUAGCUGUUUAGAAUGUGGUUGGAGAGUUGAAGUUAAAAAAUAAAAAAGGUUAUAGAGAAGAAGUCACACCUCCAUCUUGAUUUUAAAAGUAUGGAGUUGGCGUUACUUCUUCCUGAGUACUCUUAAAAAAAGUAUGGAAUUUGGAUUUAAUGGUUAUUUAUAUAUUAUUUUGCAUUUUUAUGUGUUGGUCGGUGUGCUUUUUUACUUUUCAGUUCAAAAUAGUUUUGGUGUUGAUUGUCACUUCUAUUUCUAUUGUUUCAUUAUGUAUUAAUCUUGUGUCCUUUAUGUAUUACUAAUUAAAUAAGAGGUACUAUAUUAAACGCUUUUGUUAAU